AUGGUAGGACCUGAUUCUACCACCCACGGGUGCUCAGUGGUGGUGGGACCAGCCCACCAGGGCCACCUGCCCCGUCCCCAUGUCCCCACAGAGCACCUCACCCAGAACAUCCUCACGUCUCACCGCGAGACCUGCCAGCUCGGCGCCGAGGAGCUGCAGCUGCGGCGCUGGGACACCUUCACCCGCGAGGAGAUCUGCACCUACCAGAGGAAGCCGAUGGCAGAGAUGUGGCAGCGCUGUGCCGGGCGCGUCACCGAGGCCAUCCAGCACGUGGUGGAGUUCGCCAAGCGCCUGGGUGGCUUCAUGGACCUCUGCCAGAACGACCAGAUCGUCCUCCUCAAAGCAGGUGCCAUGGAGGUGGUCCUGGUCCGCAUGUGCCGAGCCUUCAACUCCGACAACCGAACCGUCUUCUUCGAGGGCAAGUACGCGGGCGCCGAGCUCUUCAGAUCCCUGGGCUGCCCCGAGCUCAUCAGCUCCAUCUUUGACUUCGCCCAGAGCCUCUGUGCUCUGCACCUCUCGGAGAGCGAGGUGGCCUUCUUCAGCGCCCUGGUCCUCGUCAAUGCCA
Molecule: messenger RNA, 565 nt
Organism: Antrostomus carolinensis (chuck-will's-widow)
Lineage: Eukaryota; Metazoa; Chordata; Aves; Caprimulgiformes; Caprimulgidae
Product: nuclear receptor ROR-gamma-like
Exons: 4
Biological process (GO): regulation of transcription by RNA polymerase II
Cellular component (GO): nucleus
Molecular function (GO): oxysterol binding; nuclear receptor activity; RNA polymerase II cis-regulatory region sequence-specific DNA binding
Source: RefSeq, a predicted model, not a curated record